AUGUCUAUAGUUUGUGUCGAAGGUAACCCACCAUCCAUGUUUAAUCCGCCUACAGACGACCACAAAAACCAGGAACCACUAGUGUUUGAUGCCUCGGUUCUUCGGCACCAAUCCAACAUUCCCAAGCAGUUCAUAUGGCCGGAUGCAGAAAAGCCAGGGGACAAGGCCACAGAGCUGUCUGUUCCACUCAUAGACUUGGGAGGCUUCCUCUCUGGAGACCCUGCUGCAGCCAUGGAAGCAACUAGGCUUGUGAGGGAGGCAUGCCAGAAGCAUGGCUUCUUCCUUGUUGUUAACCAUGGGGUUGAUGAUAAACUCAUAUACAAAGCUCACCAGUACAUGGACAGCUUCUUUGGGUUGCCUUUGGCCAAGAAGCAAAGGGCUCAGAGGAAGCUGGGUGAGCACUGUGGAUAUGCCAGCAGCUUCAUUGGCAGGUUCUCUUCCAAGCUGCCAUGGAAAGAGACCCUUUCUUUCAGCUAUUCAGCUGAGAAGAAGUCAUCCAAUGCUGUGCAGGAGUAUUUCCUCAACAAAAUGGGUGAAGAUUUCAGUGAAUUCGGGCAAGUGUACCAGGACUACUGUGAGGCCAUGAGCACGCUUUCCCUUGUGAUCAUGGAGCUGCUGGGGAUGAGCCUGGGUAUAGGCGGAGCCCAUUUCAGGGAAUUUUUCGAGGAAAACGAUUCGAUAAUGAGACUCAACUACUACCCCCCAUGCCUAAAACCCGACCUCACUUUAGGAACAGGGCCUCAUUGUGAUCCAACAUCUUUAACCAUCCUUCAUCAGGACCAAGUGGGUGGCCUUCAAGUGUUUGUAGAUGACAAAUGGUGGUCCAUUAGCCCAAAUUUCGAUGCCUUUGUUGUUAACAUCGGCGACACCUUCAUGGCUCUUUCAAAUGGAAGGUACAAGAGCUGCUUACAUAGGGCAGUGGUAAACAGCCAAACUCCAAGAAAAUCUCUUGCUUUCUUUUUGUGUCCAGAGAAAGAUAAGGUGGUGAGGCCACCAACUGAACUGGUGGACACCAACAGCCCUAGAAUAUAUCCGGAUUUCACUUGGUCCAAUCUCCUCGAAUUCACCCAGAAGCAUUACAGGGCUGACAUGAAAACACUUGAGGUUUUCUCUAGCUGGCUUCAACAGAAAACAGCUGAAGCGGUGUAA
This is a messenger RNA of Vitis vinifera (wine grape), 1149 nucleotides long. RefSeq names its product gibberellin 20-oxidase. The record is from RefSeq and is marked provisional. NCBI's taxonomy places the organism in Eukaryota, Viridiplantae, Streptophyta, Magnoliopsida, Vitales, Vitaceae. Gene Ontology annotation, molecular function: gibberellin 20-oxidase activity. Gene Ontology annotation, biological process: flower development; response to light stimulus; gibberellin biosynthetic process.